Anneissia japonica is the source of this 1230-nucleotide messenger RNA. RefSeq names its product enolase-phosphatase E1-like. The transcript has 4 exons. NCBI's taxonomy places the organism in Eukaryota, Metazoa, Echinodermata, Crinoidea, Comatulida, Comatulidae. The record is from RefSeq and is a predicted model, not a curated record. The coding region runs from base 160 to 1080 and encodes 306 amino acids. Gene Ontology annotation, molecular function: acireductone synthase activity; magnesium ion binding.
GUCAAGUGGAUCUCCAUCCACGUGGAUUUGUUUAUAUUUUCUGCGGCUCUGUGAACGUCCGUCAUAAAGGACAGCACUCGAGUGUUCUGCAAGACGCAUUGUACAAAUUUGUGUAGGAUUACAGUGCACACAAAAAAAUUGCGAAAAAUUAUCAUAACCAUGGCCCUAUCCAGAAAGCGGGAUUCAACAAAUUGCAUAAAAUGUAUUCUUCUAGAUAUCGAAGGAACUACAACUCCAAUAUCGUUUGUUAAGGAUAUUCUCUUUGGAUAUGUCAGAAGUAACUUGAAAGAAUAUCUGGAAAAACAUUGGGAGGAGGAUCAAUGUCAGCUAGAUGUCCAAUCUCUCAGAGAGCAGUCAAAAAAAGAUUUGGAAGAGCACAAGUCACAGAAAGAAUCAAAUAAAGACAAGCCCAAGGAAGAUUCUAAAGAUGAGAAGUCACAGAAUGAUUCCAUAGAAGAUAAACUCCCUCCAGUAAUACCUAAAAAAGGCGGUAGUUCGGCGUUAAUACGUCAGGCAGUGGUUGAAUAUGUCUUUACCAUGAUGGAUGCAGACAGGAAGGUGACAUCAUUGAAACAACUUCAGGGACAUAUGUGGAGUAAUGCAUAUUCAUGUGGAGAGGUUGUUGGAGAAAUAUAUAAGGAUGUACUUCCAGCAAUUAUACACUGGAAAUCAGAGGGAAAGAAGAUAUACAUUUACUCAUCAGGGAGUGUUGAAGCUCAGAAGUUGUUAUUUGGUCACACAAAAGAGGGUGACAUACUUGAAUACAUAUCAGGACACUUCGAUACAAAAAUCGGAGCUAAAGUGGAAAAGGACAGCUACUGCACUAUUGCAAAAGAAAUACAAUGUGAAACAAAGGAGAUUCUUUUUCUCACUGAUGUCACUCGAGAAGCUAGACCAGCUAAACAAGCUGGGUGCCAAGUAGCGAUAGUUACAAGACCAGGUAAUGCUACGCUAUCUAGCGAUGAACUUGAGGAAUUCCAACACGUCUCAUCCUUCUCGGAAUUAUAUUCAGAUGCUGCAGUUGAAGUGAAGAAACGCAAAAUGUCUUCAGUUGAUGAUGAAGGCGAGAAACCAAGUUAAAAAAACAUUCUAAAAAAUGCAGUUAAAAAUACUUUUAUUUGGUUAAUGGUUAAAGAAAACAUUUUUACCGUGUAUGUACAUUCUUUAUGUAGGCCUGCAUAGAAUUUCAUGUCAACUGUUUUUAUGUUGAAUAAAGUUUUUAACUUUUAA